ACAUCAACGACGAAGCUGAAACUACGACACCAACUCAAACAACGGCUCCGGUAACGAUGACGACACCGAUUCCAAAUGAAGGAUAUGGUAACGACGACACCAGCGAUGACAACAACCUGAACUUGUCAUUAUAA
This is a messenger RNA of Dentiscutata heterogama, 134 nucleotides long. Lineage: Eukaryota; Fungi; Glomeromycota; Glomeromycetes; Diversisporales; Gigasporaceae. The record is from the annotation of a GenBank genome assembly.